This is a messenger RNA of Fusarium poae, 1038 nucleotides long. RefSeq lists its product as uncharacterized. Lineage: Eukaryota; Fungi; Ascomycota; Sordariomycetes; Hypocreales; Nectriaceae. The record is from RefSeq and is a predicted model, not a curated record. The coding region runs from base 1 to 1038 and encodes 345 amino acids. Gene Ontology annotation, cellular component: cytosol. Gene Ontology annotation, molecular function: glyoxylate reductase (NADPH) activity; NAD binding; hydroxypyruvate reductase [NAD(P)H] activity. The transcript is spliced from 2 exons.
AUGGCCAAACCAAUUGUCCUCCAGCUCGGCGACGAUAUAAAAUGGAACCACGAUCUGUACAGCACCUUCAAAUCCAACUUUGACAUCAAGCGGUCGCAUAGCAUGCCUCGGGCUGAAUUCAUCCAAGCUCUCAAGAACAAAACAUUUGGCGACUUUUUUGCUAUUUACAGACCAUUCUGGAACACAGGCGGUGAGAUGGGCAAUUGGGAUGAGGAAUUGAUUUCUCUGCUGCCCACCUCGUGCAAAGUCUAUGCCAGCGCUGGAGCAGGCUUUGACUGGGUUGAUACUGCUACCCUUGCCAAGAGAGGCAUCACAUAUUGCAACGCCGCAGCUGCUUGUACAGAGUCUGUAGCAGACGCCGCCAUCUGGCUCAUCAUCUCCGUCUUCCGCCAACUAAGCUGGUCCAGCAUCGCUGCUCGCUCCGGCUCAAGCGAGCAGUUCCUAGAUGCCCAACGCAAUCUUGCACCUGUAUCUCGUAAUCCUCGCGGUUUUAGUCUCGGCAUCAUCGGCUUCGGCCGAAUUGGUCAACGUAUCGCAGAAAAGGCCUACAAGGCACUUGACAUGAAGAUCCUCUACAACGAUGUAGUCCAAAUGCCCAGAAGUAUCGAGGGACCCGUCGGAGCAGUCUAUCACAAGUCGGCAGACACUCUGCUCGCAGAAGCAGACUGCGUUCUUGUCGCGACACCCUUUGCAGGUGAGGCCUUACUCAACAAGGAGGGUCUGGCAAAGAUGAAGAAGGGGGCCAAGCUGGUCAACAUCGCACGUGGAAAACUCAUCAACGAGGCGGAUCUUGUAGAGGCUCUUCAGAGUGGACAUCUUUCAGGCGCAGGACUGGAUGUUUUUGAGCACGAGCCUGUCAUCAGCCCUGAGUUGAUCAAGAUGAAGAACGUGGAGCUACUGUCGCACAACGCGGGUGCGUCCUUGGAUUCACAUGUUGGAUUCGAGAAGCUGGGUAUGGAGAAUAUUCUAUCAUUUCAUAAGACGGGCAAGGCUAUUUCACCCGUCAAUGCUCAUCUGAUCAAACAGAGCAAGUUGUAA